AUGUCACCACUUCGUCUAGAAGCACAGGAAGGGGCACGCAACUUCUUUGUGUGGUGUGAGGAGUAUGCAAAGCUAUGUAAAGUGGAUCGUAUGUGGGAGAUAGCUAUGAUGGUGGUAUGGCAGGCCUGGAAUAUGCGGAAUAAAUGGGUUUUUGAAAAAAGAAAGGAAGAUCUUGGGAGGGUGUGCUCGAAGAUGCUGACUUACUUAGGGGAGUUCGAGGCAGCAACAGUAAGAGGACAACACCAGUUAGAGAGAGGAGCUGUACCUAACGCAACAUGGAAACCCCCACAAAGCACUUUGUAUAAACUGAAUACUGAUGCAGCUGUGCCAAAGGUGGGAGCAAUCGGGUUGGGGAUGAUUGUAAGGGAUGGAAUUGGUGACGUGAUGAUGAGUGGGGGACGAAACAUAGAAGGGAAUAUGGGUGCCCUGCAGGCGGAGGCUGAAGGUGUUCGCUUUGGGAUGAAACUUGCUUUUGAAGCAGGACUACGGUCUAUAGAGAUGGAGUCAGAUUGCUCUUUGCUGAUUGAUAUGCUCCAGGGAAAGAGGAAAGAAGUCACGGCUGCACAGGUGGUAGUCAAUGACAUUGUUAGUUUAGCAAGUUCUUUUGAUAAUUGUAUUUUCAGCUUUGCUAGACGUACCUGUAAUGUAGUAGCUCACUCCAUAGCUAAGGCAGCCCUUCACUUUGAAGAGCCCUUGAAAACUUAUCUCGACUUGUUGUAUGGCUUGUAUCUGGACUCUGGAGCAGUACAACCUGAUGCGGAGAUGCUUCUUCUUGUUCAUACAGAGAUGCCUCUUUUUGUUCAUACAGAUUACAGAGAUGCUUCUUCUUGUUCAUACAAUCGUGCCGCGUGCCAAAGUGAGUUACUGUUACUCCUUGAUCUACUUACAUAG
Spinacia oleracea (spinach) is the source of this 891-nucleotide messenger RNA. RefSeq lists its product as uncharacterized. Gene Ontology annotation, molecular function: RNA-DNA hybrid ribonuclease activity; nucleic acid binding. The record is from RefSeq and is a predicted model, not a curated record. The coding region runs from base 1 to 891 and encodes 296 amino acids. Lineage: Eukaryota; Viridiplantae; Streptophyta; Magnoliopsida; Caryophyllales; Amaranthaceae. The transcript has 2 exons.